Maniola jurtina (meadow brown) is the source of this 4192-nucleotide messenger RNA. It is a transcript of the gene BBS9, whose product is annotated as protein PTHB1. NCBI's taxonomy places the organism in Eukaryota, Metazoa, Arthropoda, Insecta, Lepidoptera, Nymphalidae. Gene Ontology annotation, biological process: cilium assembly. Gene Ontology annotation, cellular component: BBSome; membrane. Gene Ontology annotation, molecular function: protein binding. The transcript has 11 exons. Bases 1164 to 3695 code for a protein of 843 amino acids. The record is from RefSeq and is a predicted model, not a curated record.
UGUGGCGCCGCCUAAGUAUGCCGUACACUGGCUGUCACUCUAUGACUACGCACACUACCUCACAUUACUCACACAUAAGGUGGAAGCCAUAUAAUAUUGUAGUCUUUGGUGGAAGCAACGGGCCUCAAUUUUUUUUUUUUUUCAAAUUUAAUUUGAAUUUCGCGGGCAGGCCCAUCUGUUAAAACUUUGUGAUGUACAAGGUACAAACACUGCAAGCAAGUGCCACAAAAUUAUUGUCAUAGACAAGUUUGUUUUUGGCGCCAUUUCUUACUAUCAAGUAAGCUUUCACAGACAACAACUUCCAAUCCACACCAAAAUUAUAUUUUUUCUUCAAAAAAAGGUCGGCAGUCGCAGGUCCAGCGUACCUAUUUGUAUUUUAGUAGAGGUCAGUGUCUAGGGUCACUGGUUCUCAAAGUUUGACCAACAACUUUAAAGUAUGUAGGUAGGUUUAACAGAGGGGUAGGUAAGGCACGGUCCAAGGAUUAGGUUUGCUCCCUCCUAUCAAACUGCUUCUCUUUUAGGGGUCAGCAGCUUUUUAAAAAUAAGACAACGUUGAAGAUGGGUCUUUCAAUUUAUUGUACAACCUCAGAGCAUUAAAGAGGUUUGACACCACAGAAGAGCCUCUUUGGCGACCUUCCUGACACAAUGGCGAGCCCCGCGUCCUGUGUCUAAUAAGUGAGAGAUCCAGGUUUGAUUCUCGACAGGGGUUUAUAAUUUCUAAAUAGUUUCUGGUCUGGUCUGGUCUGAUAGGUUUCAGCUGUGGUUUAGUAUACCGUCAAAACUGUGCCGGGCCUGUACAUUACUUACCACCCAGAUGAGAUCGCACUUCGCAGUCAAGGGAUAACAUUUACCUUUCAUUUAAAAAAAAACUCUGUACACUCAGAAAGCUCUUUAGACUUAGACUUUAAGCUAUCUAGCUUAGCUAGCUACUUGAUUUAGGUGAUGUAGUUUAUGUACUUAGCUAUCUAUUCCAACGUACGAUAUACAGAGGUACCUACUUGUUACCAUGGUGCCAUUAGUAUCCAAACAUCACAAGCAAUUUACCUUUUCUACCUACCUAAGACGACUAUAUUAAGGGUUUCCUUUAUUUUAAUAGAUAUUGAUCUUAAUAGGAAAUAAUAUUAUUCUUGUAUAAGUAGGUAACUACCUUCGAAAGGUAGGUAAUGUCAAUAUUCAAAGUAAAUCAGUGGUGGUCCAAUGAAAAGUCGCAAAGUGAAGAAUAUGAGGACGGUAUACAAAAUGGGAACUGUAUAAUCGUAGACAAGUUCAAUUUACAUAGCGAUAGUGAUUUACUUAUUCUCGGGCAAAGUUCUGUUAUGAAGAUCUACAAACCUCGUACAGAUCAAAACGAGUCGCAUGCAAUUUUAGAGUCGCAAUUGGAUGAUAUUGUUUUACAGAUUGGAACAGGAAAAUUUUUAACGGAUUGCGCCGAUCGUCAGAUACUAAUAUUGCACCCAAAUAGUUACGCUAUAUAUUUAUUGGAUAAACAAGGUGGUCAUGCUGAUGUUGGGGACCAAAAUUUUAUCGCUCCGGUAAUAAAACAUUCCUUCACAAGAAGAGCUGACAGGGCAACUUGUGGUCCAUUCGGAAAUUCGAAAAGUAGAGACCUUAUUUGUAUUCAGGCUUUGGAUGGCACGCUGAGUUUCUUUGAUCAAGAUACAUUUUUGUUCAUGUGUAUUUUCAGCGAUAUCUUAAUACCUGGACCGAUUAAUUACGUAGCCAACAGUGACUUAUUCGUAAUUUGCAAAUCGACUUGGAUAUUGGAAAUCUACAGUUAUCAACAGUUAUGUGAGUUGAGUGAGUUAAGCGUACGACCAAAUAAGAAUAAUAUACCGCAAUGGACCUACAACGCUGGGGAAGAAAUUAUGGCAAUACAAGUGAUUCGAACGAGUACGACUUUUGCCAGUAUUGUUGCUUUGGGUGAAAGACACCUUUACUGUUUCCAGGAUAAUGGUUUAAUGAAAUAUAUGAUAAGAUUUGAUUACAUACCAAUUUGCUUCCACGCUUAUUUAAUUGGAUGGUAUUAUGAACCUAAUUCAAGAUUGCUUGUAAUGGUAGCAUCGGAAGAUUGCAAGUUAUACGUUUACGAAGCCACGACACUCUUGUGGUCAUGUGAUUUGGGGCACAAAGCUAUAUCACUUUCCCGCUGUUUUCUAAGCACCAUGCCAGGUGGCAUAUUAACAUUAUCGACUAAUGGGAUAAUCAACGUUAGUUAUUUGGGAACCGAACCAGACUUGAAUCCAAACGCAAGUCCAAUCAAUGACGUAUUUGAUCCUAAACAAAUACAGGCAGAAUUAGAAGGGGUGGAAGAAUCAUUGCAAAGAAUUAUGACUGCUAAAGGAGCAUUGGAUGUACAAGAUACUAAAACAGACGAUAAUAAUAUAAUCAAAAUAAAAGUUGAUUUUGGAAAACCGGUCAACAAUCUUGCUUCACAGUUUUCAACAGAAAAUAACAUUGAACCUUUACAAACUUGUUCAGUGAUUGUUGUGAUAACGUGUGAUGACCCGAAAUUAGUACAAAGCCUACAGAUAACUUACGAUUGUAUACCACCCAUAAGUUCAUCUGAGACCACUAUAUGCCUGGACACUAUUAAUGGCACAGAAAUAAUUGAAACACAAAUUUUUCUAUCUGGCGAUACUGAUAUCUCGGAUGGUGGAAUUAAUAUUAAAUUUACGGUUAUUGACAAUAUGGGGAAAGUGAGAGUACUUUCGAAGAGGACAUUGCUGCCACUGAGUCUAUAUUGCCUUCCUGUGGAGGCGGUAGAAGAGAAUAGUUAUCAAAUAACUAUUCAAACAAAUCAGAUGAAAAUUGAUUUAAUUGAAUUAUUUACAGAAUUUAAUAAAGAAGAUCUGGCGGGCUACAUUUCGAAAGAAACACUGACUUUUGCGUAUCGGACGUCAAAUAAAACUGUUACCAUCAAAGCGUACGAUGACAAUAUGUACAGAAUAGAGGCAAAUGAAGUUUCAGAAAUAGCCCCAAUGUUAGACCAUUUUUUAAAGAAGCUAGAGGACUAUUACACUCGAAUCGGAGUAGUGGAAUUCGAAAUAAACGUUGCAAUUAAUGGAGAAAUAAUUCGGCAAAUAAUGCAUAAGUUUAUAAAAAGCGUUGAAUCACAUGCUAAGGAAAGAAUUAAAUUAAAAGAUUUGGAGGAAGAACUGAACGUCCUUCAAAGACAAUUUACUUUGGUCCAAAAGAGAUUAUUGGUUCAGUAUGGAUCAUUACCACCGGGCGAUUGCGAUCCAUUGGAGUUUUUGAUGAACGAUACACAUGAACGAAUCAAAACUGUAGCUUAUGAAAUCAUACAAGGCAAAAACUGUGUUGUUAGAGCAGGUAGUACUUUGCGGACAAUUGGUUCUCUUAUUGUUUACGUUUUGAAAGAAGCAGUAACCGAUAACUUAAAGGUCAAACUUAUCGAAGAAAUGUUAUCUUUAGAGACACUAAACGGUAAUUUUCAAGAAUGGGAGGAAUCCGUUGCGCAAGUCUCAUCCUACAUUCUCAACAAGAUCAUCAAAAAAUCGGAAAAGGAUAAGGAAAAACUAGCGCCCGUUACUGACCAAGAUAUACUUUCACAAACUAACCUUAAAAAGCUUCUGAAACAAUUGCGCGUUAUUUUGGAAAAAGUGUUUUUCAAUUUUCAAGAAACGGCUAGUGAGGGGAAUAUAGCACGUGUAGAAGAAUUUGUUGAAGUUAUAUAACUAUAUUAUUUAUUACAAGUCAAUGAGAAUUUACAAAUUCUUAGUAUGAUAAAAUUGACAAACAAGAACAAGCUUUAAUGCUAGCUCAGACAGAACGAAAACCGCAACGGAGGAUAUGAACAGUACACUGUGAGGUUGUGUAAUAUCAAAAACAAAAUAUGACGCCUAUAGACCAUCGAUUGAAGACAAACUUUUAUUUACAAACUUUGAUGCAAUCAAUGUGACAAACGCAAUAAAUAACACUUGCACUUAUGGCUAAAAUCCAUCGUACAAAAUUCAUUCAGCUACGAUAACGGUAUAAUAACUAGGAUUUGCUGUAGAAAAUCAUUGGUUUUGUAUACUUACUGUAAUGUCACAUACAUUCUAAGGUUACUAUAAUAAAUAGUAUUGUACCUAUUUUGGACCAAAUAGAGAGUCAAAACAGUUCAACCGCGCGGAUUGCACUGUGUCUGAACCAGCUCGUUUCAAUAAAUGCUGAGAUAUAUACUAUAAAUAAA